Setaria italica (foxtail millet) is the source of this 1927-nucleotide messenger RNA. RefSeq names its product putative DNA glycosylase At3g47830. The transcript has 5 exons. The record is from RefSeq and is a predicted model, not a curated record. NCBI's taxonomy places the organism in Eukaryota, Viridiplantae, Streptophyta, Magnoliopsida, Poales, Poaceae. Gene Ontology annotation, molecular function: catalytic activity. Bases 114 to 956 code for a protein of 280 amino acids. Gene Ontology annotation, biological process: base-excision repair.
UGGUUGUCUUCAGCUCACAGGCUCAAACUAAAAUCCGGCCCAGUCCACGCCCACGCCCAUUACUCCACCGGACUCGCCGGCGCCCGCGGCCGCCGCAACCGCUUUUUUCCACGAUGCCCCGGAAGCCCAAGCGGAAGGCUCCGGCCUCGCCGGCGACGCGCGACACCUCGCCGGAACCCUACCCGUCCCACGCCUCCCCCUCCCCGGCGCAAUGCCUGGCCGUCCGCGACGCGCUGCUCGCGUUCCACGGCUUCCCCGAGGAGUUCGCGCCGUUCCGCCGCCUCCGCCUUGGUGGCCGCUCGCCAGAGGAUGGCAGCGGUGACGGUGACCCUCCGCCUCCGUCCCCCACCGUACUCGACGGGCUCGUCACCACCCUCCUCUCCCAGAACACCACCGAGGUCAUCUCCCGCCGCGCCUUCGCGUCGCUCAAGGCCGCAUUCCCCUCCUGGGACCAGGUGGUGGACGAGGAGGGGACGAGGCUGGAGGACGCCAUCCGGUGCGGCGGGCUGGCGGCGACGAAGGCAGCGAGGAUACGGGCGAUGCUGAGGGGCGUGAGGGAGCAGAGGGGCAAGAUUUGCCUCGAGUACCUGCGGGAGCUGUCGGUGGAUGAGGUGAAGAGGGAGCUAUCGCUGUUCAAAGGAAUCGGGCCAAAGACCGUGGCAUGCGUGCUGAUGUUCUAUCUUCAGAAAGAUGAUUUUCCAGUGGAUACUCAUGUACUUCGCAUUACAAAGGCUAUGGGUUGGGUUCCUGCAACAUGUACCAGGGAGAAGGCAUAUAUUCAUCUAAAUAAUAAGAUCCCAGAUGAUCUGAAAUUUGAUUUGAAUUGUCUUUUUGUAACUCAUGGGAAGCUUUGCCAAACAUGUACCAAAAAGAUGGGAGGUGAGAAAAGCAAGGUUCCCAAUGCUGCCUGUCCUCUAGCAAGUUACUAUUGUGUUGGAGAAAAGCUUCAGCAGUAGUUUAAGGCAUCAUUAAUGGCUGUUGCUAUUUUGAUAAGAGGUUGCAAAACCUUUCAACAGCACUUGCAGCAAAAGGAUUUUGCAAAGCUGAGGUUCAAUGAAAAGCAGAAUGCAUAGUUCCAUCCUGAUAUUUCAAGUUUUGCAAUUGGGGAGCUUCCAGCUCUACUGUAUUGGGUUAUAUUAAUCUCCCUACAUGCAAACUCAUUACUUCCAACUAAGAAGUUCCAACGACAAGCAGAAGAAUGGAGAUUAUCUACUUAUCAAGACAUACGGCCAGCUAAAGAAGUUCCAACAAGAAUCAGAGCAAUGGCUCUAGCGACUUACUGAAAUAUAUCAUGCCCAUUACACAUUGAAGAAAAUGGUGAACAGUGUGGACCCAACCUAUUGUAUGCACACGGUCCCUUCGACUUUCUAAUGCACGGGAUCUCUCGUGCCUGAUGGGGUGGCUUGUGACUUUCAGAGCAGGCAUUAGCUCACAGUGUUUAAAAGGUCCUGCUGUGUUUGAUUCGCCCAGUUCUCUCAAUCACCAUUGUUGCAGGUUGCAAGCUUAAGCUGAGCUUUGCCGACCCACCUGCUUGAUGCGGAUGUCUAGACUUAAAACUGUGGAAACUUGGGAGCUUUGGAAGGACAAGAUGUGGAUCCUUGAUGGACGUUUGGUACUUCAUGCUUUGAAUUGAAGCACAGCAAUGUGCCAUACCAUGCUGCCGUGUGAUCUGAUUGGCUGGGUGUCUUGCUUCAUGCUCACAUGAAGUUUAAGUACCGGCGUCAUCGGCUGCAGCUAGAAGUUUUGUUGUGUUGUAAUGUAAUGCGCUUUCAUGGGUUAAAUCUAGGAGCCUUGUGUUGCUGGGAACAUCUGGUGUGAAAGUCCAACUUUUUGACCUUUCUCCGACAAGUAACCGCCACUUUUGUAUUUUGGAGUGAACCUUUAACCACUCAUGAGUCAUGAUCCAGUACUAUCAUCUUUGCUUCCA